AUGGGUAAUUUACACUACCGAAUGCCUACUACUUUUGGGCCAUUCCCAGGACCGCGCCAAUCGUUCGACGGACGUGCUCGUGACGGCUCUGGAAUACGCAACGUGGAAGCCUUCAUCACAUUCAAGACCAAGCAAUCUGAUCUUGUCAGUCUCUUGCCCCCUGCUUUCUCUUUCCAGAAACCGGGCCCGGAAGCCUAUGUCAGCAUCACGGCCAAACGCCUAGAUAAUCUAGAGUGGCUUGCCGGCCGUGGAUAUAACCUCCUAAGCGUCUAUAUCCACGGCGUGCAAUACAUGACGGAAGGAGACGGCAGAGCAUAUCGGGGCACAUAUCUUCCCGUGCUCUGGGAGGAUAUGGCAGACCCGAUUAUUAGCGGGCGGGAGGAGUUGGGUUUUCCGAAGCUAUACGCGGAUCUCAACAUCUCGCAAACAGAAAGCCUCCACGCGGAAGAAAAUCAGGACGGGAUGGGGUCCCGGCGGCUGGCACCCCCUGAAGCUGGGGUCGAUGAGGGGAUCCUUCUAUGGCGCUACAUGCCUUCGACGGGGCGGCCUGGGCAAGCAGAUGUGGAGUACCCCGUCUUUGUCUCACAUGCAGAAGAAGCAAAGAAGCAGCAAGCUAGGGUGAUCAAGAGGUUGGUUGCGGGGGAGGGGGAGGGGGAAUUCAAGUGGUAUCCUUUGGACUGGCAGGCUUUGCCGACGUUGCACCACAUCGUCGCGCGGCUGGAACGGAUCCAGACAUUGAAUCUUGUCGCCUGCGGUCUCGUGGAGAAGGUCGGCGGAGGUGAUCUCUCUUCGGCAAGGAGAGUUGGAAGCGAGCAGUCGAGUUUGUAAGCCGGACGAACACCCAUCAGAGAUAGUUUUUUUCCCUUCUUCUAAUAUUCGCCGAAUUCCGAGCCUCGAGUGAGU
Messenger RNA from Daldinia decipiens, 903 nucleotides. RefSeq lists its product as uncharacterized. The coding region runs from base 1 to 828 and encodes 275 amino acids. The record is from RefSeq and is a predicted model, not a curated record. Gene Ontology annotation, molecular function: lyase activity. NCBI's taxonomy places the organism in Eukaryota, Fungi, Ascomycota, Sordariomycetes, Xylariales, Hypoxylaceae. The transcript is spliced from 3 exons.